Pteronotus mesoamericanus is the source of this 999-nucleotide messenger RNA. Its product is annotated as patr class I histocompatibility antigen, A-126 alpha chain-like. Gene Ontology annotation, biological process: antigen processing and presentation of endogenous peptide antigen via MHC class I via ER pathway, TAP-independent; antigen processing and presentation of endogenous peptide antigen via MHC class Ib; positive regulation of T cell mediated cytotoxicity. Bases 1 to 999 code for a protein of 332 amino acids. Gene Ontology annotation, cellular component: external side of plasma membrane. The transcript is spliced from 6 exons. Gene Ontology annotation, molecular function: signaling receptor binding; peptide antigen binding. NCBI's taxonomy places the organism in Eukaryota, Metazoa, Chordata, Mammalia, Chiroptera, Mormoopidae. The record is from RefSeq and is a predicted model, not a curated record.
AUGCGGCCCGCUUCCCUCCUCCUGCUGCUCCUGGGGGCCCUGGCCCUGAGCGAGACCCGGGCGGGCCUCCACUCGCUGAGAUAUUUCGACACCGCCGUGUCCGGGUCCAGCCGCGGGGAACACCGGUACAUCCACGCCGGCUACGUGGACGACACGCAGUUCGUGCGAUUUGACAGCCACGACAAGAGCCCGAGGCCGGAGCAGCGGUGGGUGCAGCGGCCGUGGCUGGCGGACGAGCCACAGCAUUUGGACCGUUACAUGCGCAACGCGAGGGACAACGCGCAGAAUUUCCGAAUGAGCCUCAUCAACCUGCGCGGCUACUACAACCAGAGCGAGGAAGGGUCUCACACCAUCCAGGUGCUGUACGGCUGCGACGUGGGACCCGACGGGCGGUUCCUCCGCGGAUACUCUCAGUUCGCCUACGACGGCGCCGACUACCUCUCCCUGAGCGAAGACCUGCGCUCCUGGACCGCGGCCGACAGCGCGGCGCAGAUCACCUGGCGCAAGUGGGAGGAGGCCGGCGAGGCGGAGCACUACAGGACCUUCCUGGCCUGGGAGUGCGUGCAGUGGCUCCGCAGCAACCUGCAGGCGGUGCCGCGCUCAGCCCCUCCGGAGACACACGUGACCCAUCACCCCAUCUCUGAGCGUGAGGUCACCCUGCGGUGCUGGGCCCGGGGCUUCUACCCUGCGGAGAUCGCCCUGACCUGGCAGCGUGAGGGGGUGGAGAUGACCCAGGAUAUGGAGCUGGUGGAGACCAGGCCUGGCGGGGACGGGACCUUCCAGAAGUGGGCAGCCGUGGUGGUGCCUUCUGGAGAGGAGCAGAGAUACACGUGCCGUGUGCAGCACGAGGGGCUGCCCGCGCCGCUGACCGUGAGAUGGGUGCCACCUUCUCAGCCCAAAGCUGGCCUGGUGCUCCUUGGAGCAGCGGUGGCUGGAGCUGUGGUCGCUGGAGCUGCGGUCGCGGGAGGUGUGAUGCAGUGGAUGCUCUCAGAUCUGUAA